GACGGUAAUACACGACGUGUAAGAUUCUUGUAUGCACUAGACUAUCUCUAGGAAGUGGUGGAGAAAAUUGCUGCACAAAGGUUCGUGUUGCUGUUGUGCAAUCCGACCAUCCUCCAUCACCGUCCAGUAUCCAUAUGCACCAGCAUCGCUCCGCAUCUCCGUUGUUCCACCGGGCGGUGAAAUCCUUGUUUUCAGCCCACAUCAAUCCCCCUGACCUCCAUUGGGACCGAUCCAAGCAUCUAUCCUAUUCCCACACGCAACAACACCCGGUCCUCCCAUAGAUACCGGAUCCGAGUACCAGACAUCGCCUUGUUGGUCUGUUUACCUCCCUUGGUUCCAAAACAAUGACGGACAACGACUUGGACCCGACCGAUUUCCUGCUGAAGAUUCGAGAGCUGGGUGAGAAGCGGGACCAGGAAGACGCAGAGCGGUUCAGCAAGUUAGAGGAACAGAUUGCAAAGGAUCGAAGUGAACGAUUGGCUCGACGACAAGAGCGUGCACGAUCCCUCUCACCCGAAAAAUCAUCCGCAGCAACGACCCCUCAAUCCAUCAAAUCCAAAAUCGCAAGUCCCGAAUCCUCCAAGCCGAUCCUCGCACCUACCCCCGCGACCCAACCGCAAGAAACGCGUGAGAUGGCCGUCGACGAAGCCCUUGCCCGCCUCAAUGGCCCGGGCGAGAUGCCUCCCCCAGCACGGCCAUCCUCCUCCUAUUCCCAAACCUCAGGCGACGGACAUACAGAUAUCAAGCGGAUGAGCAGUGUCGCGCUCGCACGAUCCGGUACGCUCUCAUGGCAGCAACGGCCUUCUUCACGAGAUGGACGACGACCGCUCUCACUGCGCAUGGCAGCGACCGAGUCCACUGCGGGGCCGGCAAGUGGCUCUCCGCUAGGGACGCCUCCACCGUCCAGCCCCGAGAAGGAAAUCUCUCGAGAGGACAUUGCAAAGUCGCUGGGCUCGAAAGAUCCAACCUGGUUCAAGCAGACUUCGGAUCGUGGGAUUGGUAAUGCGGCGUUUCGCCGUGGACAGGAAAACGAAGAACACACCCGCACCAAAACGGCGACCAGCGGCUCAGAACGAUUCCGAUUACCUGGAAUGUCAUCCAGCAACACAUCUCCCACCGCCCCAAUCGACCCAGGAACCUCAUCUCCCCCCCCGAUCCCCCCCUCCCGCUCGCCCUCCCCCUCCCGCGCCGGUUCCAUCCGCCAAGAAUCCAUCCUCGACCGGCCAUCGCGUGCUUCCCCCCUCCCCACCCUCUCCGCCCAGAAAUUCACCCCCCCCUCCACCGCCGAGACGGUCAGCAACUUUCUCAACCGCCCACCCUCGCCCACCAAAGGCGCCGGCGGCUUCGUCCAGUCCGCCAUGCUGAAGCGCUCCGACUCCGUGAGCAAACGCUGGAGCGCCACCCCCGGGCUCGCGCGCACCGGAUCCACCGCCUCCGCCACCGGCCGCCCUGCGCUCGGCCACGCGCCGUCCUCAUCGCGGAGCGAGAUUCGGUUUCCUCCGGAGCCGGCGAGCAAUUCUCGGCCGAGUUCGAGCUACGGCGCCCCCGUAGCGACGGUUUCCACGACCGUGCCAGAGGCAGAGGAACAGAGGUCCCCGCCGCCGAGCCCGUCAAAGCGGUGGAGUCCGACGAAGGCGAGUUGGCUGGAUUCGGCGCUGGAGAGGAAGGAGUCGCCGAAGGUGAGGGAGGAGGAGGCGCAGCCGGCGUGGAUGGCGGAGAUUGCGAAGGCGAAGCAGCAGAAAGCUUCGGUGACGUCGACGCCAGUGCAGGCCUCGAAGCCAGUGCCGGCCUCGAAGCCGAUGCCGGCGUCCAAGCCAGUGCCGGCCUCGAAGCCAGUACCGACUUCCAACUCUGCGAUCAUACAACUACCCAAUGACGGCGCAAAGUCACCCGAAUCCCCUGUUCCCCAGCGCAACUCCCCUCCCUCCCGACCAACCUCAAUCACUUCCUCCACCCCGCCACCCACCCGACCCAAACCCUCCACCUCCCCCAAACCCCCCCCCUCGUCCAACAGUCCCGCCCCGACCGAUUUCCGCUCCCAGCUCAAAUCCCGCAACACCCGCGCCCCCUCUACCUCCACCUCCACUUCCCAACUCUCGGAAUUCCAAUCCGCCGCCUUCAAGCUCAAGCGCACCGAGACGAAGAACUACGUCGCCCCCGACACCUUCCGGAACAACAUCCUGCGCGGAAAAUCCGGGCUGGCCGUCACGGGGGGGCCGAAGCCGCGCGAGCGGAAGGACGAGCUGAAGGAGGACAUUCUGCGGAAGAAGGACGAGAUGCGGCAGAAAGUCGAGGAGCAGGGGAGUGUGCGGAAUGCGGAGAAGGAGAAGAGGGCGGAGAGGGAGGAGACGCCGGAGGCGUUGGCGGUGGGGCGAGGGUUGGGGAGAGGUGGGAGUGUUAGUGGAGGGACGUGGAAGAGGGAUAGCAAGGAGAAGACCGGCGGGGAGAAGGAGAAUAGGGAGGAGGCGAAGCCGUCGAUCAGGAGUAAGAACUCGUGGGAGAAGCCAGUAACAACGGUAGCCCCGGUGCGGUCAUGGGAGGCGCAGAGAGAUUCAAAGCCUGCUCGCCCCCCCGCUAUCACCUCGAAGUCUGCUACAAUCGCCACAGAGAAGCCUGCUUCCAGAGACGUCCCCGCGAAGGUCGACACGGAAACAGAAUCGAUGCCUGUUCUCCUCAAGUCGCGAUCCGUUCCUGAACCACGGACUCUGCCGACCCCAUCAGCGAUAAACUCAUCCUCUUCGGCGACUGCGAAGCCGGCAUCCAAGCUCGCAGGGCGGUUCAAUCCUGGUCUUGCAGCGAUGUUAGCUCGCGGCCCGCCGCCCGCAAAUAGAGCCCCUGGAUCCAGCAGCGACUCGGGGCCGGGUGGACAACCUGAAGCGAAGAAGGAGACGGGGUUGACGCAUAUGACGAAGGGGAGGGCACGAGGGCCGAAGAGGAGGGCGCCGAAGACGGGUGCGACGGACAAGGGGAAUCAAGACCCAACCCCAAGCGCUGAGACCGAGGCGGCGAAGGAGGAACCGCUAAAGAAGGCCGAUGUUGACGCGAUGCCGAACACGCCGAGCUCCGCAAAGCAGCUCGCGAAGUCGCCCGAAUUCGCAGAACCAGAACAGGCGUCACGGGGCGUCACCAAGCCCACUGCCCCCACCCCCGCGCAAAAAAGUUCCUUCUCCAUCGGAGCGAUGGUCGCAGACCGGGCGAAGAACAUAGCGUCCGGAAUGGCCACUCCUCCGGCAUCGUCGCCAAAGGUUUUAUCGCCAUCGACGUUCAAGCCCGUGGAGUCUAAGAAGCCGCAAAGUGUCGAUAGACCCGCUAUCUCGCCGAAACCAAUCAUGACCAUGUCUGCGAAGAUCGACACUGCUGAGAACAAUGGCAAGGCACCUGGGCAUUCGAUGAGCGACGGUCAGCCUCCUAACGGCCGCCAGAGUCCGGUGAAGGGUCGCGUGGGAGUGUUCGAGAAACGUGCCUCGCAGAUUGAACCGGUUAGUGCAUCUCCGACGUCGAAACCGAAGCCAAUACAACCGCAAGCAGAGAAGCCAAAAGGUAUAGUGGAUGGAUCACCUGCACAGCCAUUCAACUCAACUAUGUCACGCGCAAGCGAGGACAGGGAGACGAAAUCGAAGAGUAGCGAACCAGUACUCCCUCAAUUCAGCCCAACAGUCAGGAGGAACUUCUCACGACCAACAGCGGUCCCUGAGAUGCGACCACCACCACCGCGCACUCCCUCUCCACACAAACCACCCGUAUCAACCGAGCUCAUUACGCCCGCGCGCUCCACCCCCUCCCAACCAUCUCCAAACCCACAACCGCAACGCUCCCCAUCAAAAGCGCACGCCGAAGCCUCGACCCUCCUCACCACCUUCUUCGGCACCCUCCCCCACUCCCCACCAACCAACCCCGACAUCGACGCCCUCACCCUCCUCCAAACCGACCCUCUCCCCCCCUCCCCCCACAGAACCCACCACACCAAAGUCGCCCUCCUCUCCCCCACCGGCAAACUCACUACCCCUCCCCCCGGCAAAGACCACAUCCUCUCCUCCACCUCCAUCUCCCUCAUCCUCCACUGGUUCACCACCCCCUCCUCCCCCAAAACCCUCCUCGAAGCCUUCCUCCACCUCGGCGCUGCCAUUCCCCCCUCCACCGCCGAGGACGUCCAACUCUUCGCCCGCACCGCCGUCCGCCAGCUCGGCGGCGCCGACGCCACCCCUCUCACCGUCGUCACCCAGGGCCGCGAGCCGCCCGCGCUGUUCGCCGCGCUGGGCGGCGUCGUCAUCUCGUUUGACGGUGCCGUUGACCCCGCUGUCGGCGUGAAGAAAGGCCCAUUCGUGCUCUGCGCACGACGGCAUCUCGGUCACGUGGCGUUCGACGAGACGGCGCCGAUCAGCGUGCGGAAACUGUGUAACGGGUUCGCGUACGUUGUGCACGCGCCGACCGUGAAAACCCUGUUUCUCUGGAAGGGCCAGGGCACGCAUGCGGAGGAGGUAGGAUGCGCGCGGUUGAUUGCGAUGGACUUAGCGAUGGAUCUUGGGGCGGAGGUGGUGGAGGUGGAAGGGGGCCAGGAGGACGGGCGGUUUCUGAGCGUGUUUGACGAGUGGGCGAGAGAGCGGGGGGAUGUGGAACGGGUGCGGCGGCUGUUGCCGCGGAUGACAGAGAGUUGGCGGCAGAAGCCGUUGGCGGAGCGGUGGGGGGUGAGAUGUUUUCGGGUUGGGGAGGUGGGAAGGGGGGAGGUGGAGGUGAGGGAGUUGAAGCCGUGUUUGGUGCGGGAUUGGGAUGCGGAGAGCGUUUGGGUGGUGGAUGGGUGGUGUGAGAUUUAUGUCCUCCCCGGCCCCGCGUCCAAAUUUUCCCCGCAUCUGUUCACCGCGGCGCUGCAGUUCGCAUACGACUACAGCAUCCUCGCGGUGUCGGUCGAUGACCGCCCCUUCGUCCCUGUCGGCACCGUGGUGCUGGAAGGGUUCCCGCGCGAUCUGAAGGACGUCGUCCGAGGGUGGGAAGAUGGGGUUGCGUUUGGUGGUGCACCGGCGGUGAAGGGUCGGCUCAAAGUGCUGGGAUUGAGCGCUGCUGUUGGCGUGUGUCUUGGAAGGGAUUGA
Molecule: messenger RNA, 5084 nt
Organism: Eremomyces bilateralis CBS 781.70
Lineage: Eukaryota; Fungi; Ascomycota; Dothideomycetes; Eremomycetales; Eremomycetaceae
Exons: 3
Coding region: 345-5084 (1579 amino acids)
Molecular function (GO): actin filament binding
Source: RefSeq, a predicted model, not a curated record